This is a messenger RNA of Schistosoma rodhaini, 4029 nucleotides long. Lineage: Eukaryota; Metazoa; Platyhelminthes; Trematoda; Strigeidida; Schistosomatidae. The record is from the annotation of a GenBank genome assembly.
AUGUGUGUGUGUUUAGAAGCUUUCAAAGAAUCCCUUAAGUAUCAUCUACCAGGGUUAAAUGAGGAUAGUCUCAAGUUGGCACUGAAGGGUAUCGCUGUAAAAGAUGACCUCCAAACUUAUAAUUGGGUUAGGUUCGUCACAACCUAUCUCCAACCACAGUGUGAUUUUGUCUGGGCUGGGAAGGAGAUUGACAAAGCACUUGUUAGUUCUACGUAUAUCAACGGCAGUGAGUUCUCUUUAUCAGAUUUGGCUAUUUGGACUUUUCUAGAAAUCAAUCCAGAUUGGCACAAACUCAAUGAGUCAUACAAAACUGAUAGCUCCGUAAAGUCGUUUGUUAAUCUUAAACAAUACUAUGAUCGACUUAUAACCUUACCAUCAGUUCGGAAACUUAAAACAGAAAUCUAUGAAUCACGGCUACAGCCAAGAGGCGUAUCAGUUAACUCAGAGCCACCUAGUAAUACUAUUGGUAAAACUCAUGCGUCUGAUAUGCUAUUUGAAAAGGGAGGGAAGUUCGGUGAACUUCCUGGUGCGAGAGUUGGGGAGGUAGUCGUUCGUUUUCCUCCGGAAGCCAGUGGAUAUUUGCAUAUUGGACAUGCCAAAGCAGCGCUUCUAAAUCAACACUAUAGGGAUAUUUUCAAAGGUCGUUUGAUAUUACGUUUUGAUGAUACUAAUCCUGAUAAAGAAAAAGAAUGCUUUGAAAAGUCGAUUCUUUCAGAUCUUCCUCGAAUUGGUGUCACAUGGGAUGCUAUAUCGUCAACAUCUGAUCAUUUUGAUGAGAUGUUAAAACUGUGUGAACAACUAAUCAAGGAAGGCAAAGCAUAUGUUGAUAACACAGACACGGAAACUAUUCGUGUACAGAGGGAAGCACGCCAAAUGUCCGCUUGUAGAGAUAAUUCUAUCGAACAAAAUUUGGCUUGGUGGGGAGAAAUGAAAAAGGGGACGGAACAAGGACUAAAAUGUUGCGUACGUGCUAAAAUUGAUAUGUUUUCUAAUAACGGUGCUUUACGUGAUCCUACAAUAUAUCGUUGUAAAAUAGAACCCCAUGUUCGGACAGGUUCUAAAUAUAAAGUGUAUCCGUUGUAUGAUUUUGCCUGCCCAGUAGUGGAUAGUAUUGAAGGCGUAACCCACGCUUUGCGAACAUCUGAAUAUAAUGAUAGAAAUGAACAGUAUGCAUGGAUAUGUAAAAGUUUAGGUAUACGUUGUCCAAUUGUGAUCGACUAUAGCCGUCUUGCUCUACAAAAUACAGUCCUGUCAAAACGUAAACUCGCAUGGUUUGUAGAAGAAGGAAUUGUUGAUGGAUGGGAUGAUCCAAGAAUGCCUACAGUUUCUGGUAUACUUCGUCAUGGUAUGACCGCCGAAGGAUUACGUCAAUUUAUUUUGGCCCAAGGGUCUAGUCGGUCUUCUGCUUUGAUGGAAUGGGAUAAAAUCUGGUCAUUUAAUAAGAAAAUAAUUGAGCCUGUAGCACCAAGAACUACUGCUCUCUUACUGGACUCAUCAUAUAUGGGUCAUAAUGGUACGCCUCCAGGUCUGGUUCGUGUUCACAUUCAUGGCCAAACCGGCUAUACUGAGAAAAAGGUGCAAAUCCACCCGAAAAACGAAUCUCUUGGAUACCGUUCAAUUUUACUUGGUCCAGAAGUGUUCGUUGAGCAAGCCGAUGCAUUAUGUUUUAAAAAAGGCGAGAAUGUAACCUUCAUCAAUUGGGGUAAUCUUCGAAUAAUGGAUAUACAUAGAGAAGGUCAAUUAAUAGUAUCCAUCGACGCUUGUCUUAAUUUAGAAGAUACUGAUUACAAGAAAACACUAAAAAUCACUUGGCUAACAGAUCCUAAAGAUUCUCAUCUUCCAUUAAUUCCAGUCAGUUGUCUAACAUACGAUAAUCUUUUAAAUAAAGCAAUUUUGGGAAAAGAUGAUGACUUCAAGCUAUAUGUCAAUAAAUGCUCAAAAAAAGAGCAAUGCUUACUUGGUGAUCCUGACUUACGUCAUGUUAAAAAAGGUGACAUAAUUCAGAUUCAACGUCGUGGUUUCUUCAUUUGCGAUGCACCAUAUGAAUCAGCUUGCUUAGCUACUGGCCACGAAUCACCUUGUGUUUUAAUUAACAUUCCUGAUGGUUCAUCCAAAGACGAUAAUGCUGCUAUGAAUUCUAAGGUUGAGUCUUCAAAGUCAGGAUCUGUCAAAACCAAUAAAACUGUUAAGAUUGAAAAUCUGACACCGGAAGAAGCAGCUAAAGCAGCUGAACAACAACGUCGAAAAGAAGAGAAAAAAGAAGCAAGAAAAGAGGGCAAAUUAAAAGCUAAACAACAACAAUCAUCAGAAAAUAAACUAAAAACGACAGUAGUUGGUCACGAGACAAUCAAUAAACCAACUUCUGAUAAAUUAAUGUAUAAACAAUCCAAUCAGAGUGAUUCAAUAAAGUGUGUACAAUCGAAACCAGUAUCUCCAAAAGUAGUCGUCAAAAAUGAGUCAUUAUUAAAAAUGUCUGGGACUAAAAAACAAUCUAAAUUAGCUAUCGAAGCAUCAAAAGAAACUGAUUUCUCUGAUUGGUACUCCGAACUAAUUAUAAAAUCCGAAUUACUAGACUAUUAUGAUAUCAGUGGAUGUUAUAUUCUCCGUCCAUGGGCUUAUCAUAUAUGGCAGUCUAUUCAACGUUUUAUGGACGAAAAACUCAAAUUGAUGGGUAUAGAAAAUGCUUAUUUCCCGAUGUUUGUCUCAAAAUCAGCAUUGGAACGUGAAAAGAACCAUGUGACUGAUUUUGCACCUGAAGUAGCUUGGGUGACGAAGUCAGGUGAUACAGAUCUAGCAGAGCCAAUCGCUAUUCGACCAACCAGUGAGACAAUUAUGUAUCCAAUAUUUGCGAAAUGGAUUCAAUCUCAUCGCGAUUUACCACUUCGUAUAAAUCAGUGGAGUAAUGUUGUUCGGUGGGAAUUUAAACAUCCACAACCUUUUCUACGUACACGUGAAUUCCUUUGGCAAGAAGGACAUACCGCUUUUGCAGAAAAAGCCGAUGCUGAAGCAGAGGUUCGUGUAAUAUUGGAUCUGUAUGCUGAAGUUUACGAAUAUUUACUUGCAGUUCCUGUGGUUAAAGGGCGUAAAACUGAACGUGAAAAAUUCGCCGGUGCAGAUUAUACGACAACUGUGGAAAUUUAUAUUGAUGGGAAUGGACGUGCAAUUCAAGGUGCUACAUCACAUCAUUUAGGUCAGAACUUUAGUCGUAUGUUUGAUGUGACAUAUGAUCAUCCAGUGACUGGUAAACCUGCCUACGUCUAUCAAAAUUCUUGGGGUCUUACCACUCGUACACUAGGUGUUUUAAUUAUGGUACAUAGUGAUGACAAAGGUCUUGUAUUACCACCGAGAGUUGCACCAUAUCAGAUUGUUAUUGUUCCUUGCGGUAUUACUGCAAAAACAACUGUACAAGAGCGAGAAACUCUCUUGUCCGCUGCUCAUUCUGUAUUCGAAUUAUUAAAUAAGUCUAAUAAACAAUUUCGUGUACACUGUGAUGAUCGUGAUAAUGUAUCACCUGGAUGGAAAUUUAAUCAUUGGGAAUUAAAAGGGGUUCCUAUUCGCUUAGAAAUUGGUCCACAGGAAGUAGCUGAUAAAAAAGUUUGUUUAGUCCUUCGACAUACUGGUGAAAGAGUAAAUGUACCCAUGGAUUCUCUUAUUAAUGAACUACCUCGUAUUCUUGAUGAUAUUCAUAAUGCAAUGUUUAACAAAGCAACAAAAUCAUUAGCUAGUCAUGUUAUGCCUGUGAAUGAUAUAAAUGAAUUAUGUACAGCUUUGGAUCAAAAGUCGCUUGUUUUAGCUCCAUUUUGCUGUGAUAGAGAUUGUGAAGAAGUCAUUAAGCAUGAAUCAGCCAGAAAUGUCAUUGUUGAACCUGGUGCACCAGCUAUGGGGGCAAAAAGUUUAUGCAUCCCGUUCGCUUGUGAUUUUAAUCCAACAUUGGUUUGUGGUAGUCCCGCUCCUGAUACACCAUGUUUCAAUCGCCAAUACUGUUCUCGUAAAGCAAUUUCUUAUACAUUGUUCGGUAGAAGUUACUAA